AGGGCGACGCGGCGGCCAAAGUAAAGAUGGCGGGCGUGUCGGGGACCGAGCUGUCAGACGAGAAAGAUGCUGAAAUUGAGCUGAAGAAGCGACAGAAGAGACCGUGGGAGGACCUGCACCGGUCGGGUAAAAUCGGCAUAACCGCGGAGCUGCCAGAAACGUUGGGUUUCUACGACAUAAGCGCUGUCAGGAGGGAACAGCCGGAGCUCUCAGCAGAUCCGUCGUUGACACGCUUCAUUUGCGCAGAGCUCACCAGAGGUUACUUCCUGGAACACAAUGAGGCAAAGUACACCGAGCGAAGGGAGAGAGUUUACACAUGCAUGCGUAUUCCCAAGGAGCUGGAGAAGCUGAUGAUCUUUGGCUUCUUCCUGUGUGUGGACGCCUUCCUGUACGUCUUCACCCUGCUGCCCCUCAGGGUGCUGCUGGCCCUGCUCCGCCUCCUCACCCUGCCAUGCUGUGGCUUCAGGGCACGCACAUGCCCCUACUGCAGAAGAAGCAGCUUGGUACUGCGCGUUAUGUUCCAGUCUCCAAGGCAAAGCCACCAUGUUGGUUCCCUUAUGUUUUGGAAAGAUCGAGCAUGUAUGGUCAUUUUCAUCACCCUGUUGUUUGCCAGUGAUGUAGCCGCACACCCUCAAACUGGAGGGCAGCCAACCGCACAGCUCUUUGGAGCAGUUUGGGGCUCAGUUUGCCUCGUUCAGUGGCAUCUCUCAGCAGUUGUUGUUGUUAUGGAAGGAAAAGACUCAAUUUAUUUACCUUCCCUGAUCAAAUAUCCCCAACUGCUCUACAGAAGCAAACUUGUUAUCUUCCACUCACAAGUCAGCUUCUCUAACACGGCUUUAAAUCAGCAAUCAAGCUUUGUCUUCUUUUUCCUGCUCUGGAUUUUUAAUUUGGUGUUUCACGCUGAUACAAUGCAAAUGAUGCACAGUGAUGGCUGCUUAGAAUGCAGAACAUAGCUGACUGCACUCAAACAUAAUAUUCAUGUGAGUUAUGGAGAUAAUGCUUGUAGAAUGGAGAUAGUGAGCGCUGCUUUGUGCAGGUACUUACUAGCGGGCUGCAGCAGCUUUGCAUUCAUAGAGCUGUGUGUUCAGAAUAAGGUGCUGUGUGAGGAGGUUUCUCAAUGUUGUGCCUUAACCACCUGAAUACCAAACCCACUAUUUAACAACACUUUGUACAAGAAAUAUUAUUUUAGUUAUUAGAACUGAAACAAUAAAUACAUUAUUUGAUGACUUGAUUGACAGAAAAUCUGUUACAGUUUCAUAGUAUGUUUAAAAUAAUUAAUCGUCGAAAUUGUUGAUUUUUUUUUAUUGGUACUACCCUCUCCAAUAUGACAAUAUGCUGCUUUUUUUAAUUCAUGCAACUGCAAAUUUAAUGUCUAUUUUUUUUUUUUUUUUUUAAAUUUGUUAAUUCAACUAAACUACAAUCUGUCGAUGCUACGUAGAGCUUUAUGAACUUCUAGUGGCCAUGUUUGGUGAAUUGAUAAUUUAAAACUGUAAUAAAUGACAGUCAUUCUGUUGGUGCUGUAGUAUCUUUUGAAUACAAUUUUACCGUGUUACAGUUUAUCCUUCAGCAGCUGUUUUAUUUUGUACUUGUAUUUUUUGAUCUGUGUUGCAGACUUUCUGUCUCACAGCUUUAUCAUUUGUCCUCAUAUACUACUCUUUUAUUUGUUUAUGUUUUUUAAAUUAUUGUACAUUGAGCACUGAACAAAAAAAUCCAUUAACAACCAAAAAAUAACAUUUAGAAAUGGAUAAUGCACAAGAUGUCUGAAGUUUUUGUCUUCAACAUGAAUGACUUCAGAUGUGACCACUAGGUGGAGCCAUAGUCUCAGCAAAACAAACCACCAAAAAAAAAUACCAGUACAAUAGAAAUAUCCUCACUGCUUUUGCAGUUUUAGCUGCGUUUUCUCGUCAACGACGUGUACAGUUAUGAGAGACAUUAAUAAGGGUUAAUGGAUUUUAUGUUAGGUUACGUUGUCAGUGUAAUUCCUUGAAAUCCUUAAUAAGUCGCACCAUCUGUGUAUUCAGAACAAAUCCCUACAGUUUUUCACUGAGGGAAAUCAUUGUUUUUUAUGCUAUGAAGAGAAAAGCCCAAGUGUUCAUCUCAUGCCUUUUCUUCACAGCUUGGUGCUCAGCUGUGCACUGAUUCCGAAGACAGUGAUAUACUUGAUUAAACUGAUUAACACGUCUUCCCAGACUGAGUCCAUUUUCCUCUGUCAACUUGGAGUCAGUUCCUAAAAUAGCUCAGAUCUCUCCACAAUACCACCCAUCUGAUUUAUUAUUUUUUGUCUGAUUUUUUUGUUUUCCUCCCUCUUUUUUUAUUUAUCAGCAGCCUCUAAAGUUAAUGAAGGUAAUGAUGGCUGUUAAAGUAGUCAGCUUUUGUCCUGUCUGUCCUGUGCACUAGUGAAUUUGUCAAGUAUUAGUCAGUGUGGUUUGUAGCGAUUUAGCUGAAAGUUUUUUUGUAGUAUUUGCAAAAUGAUAGUAGAGUUGUGUGAUGUUAAGAGAAACGGAUGUAAUUAAGAACAUCUCUUUGUAGCAGCCAACAGCAAAACAAUUAGGAUUAUCAGGCAUUAGCAGGUCAGCAUCCAUCUUCAGAGACUGUUUCGGCUUUGUGAAAAUCAUGAUAGCAAGUCCUGCAGCCGCAUGUGUGGUGAGCAGAUGAAACACAUUUUGUCUGCAGUAGUUAGUGGUGGUUUCACACAUAUAGACCAGCUGCACAGCUGACAUGGAAAAUAUGCAGGGUGUGUUGAAAUUAAUCUCUUUGCGGCUCUUUCUGGUCAUCCCUGUCAUAGUAAAUGCCAAAUAACCAGUCCUAUGGAUUUGUCAGCCUUCCUCUUAACAUGCUCCAAAGCCGCCACUGCCAACCACAGCUAUUAAUUUUAAAUGCUACACAUGUUUGACACACGUUAUUGCCCUUGCGGUCUGUGCAAAGCAGCAAAAAUUCAGCUUGCCAAACCGUAGAACACAGUGUUAAUAAUCCCCCAGGGAAAUGUGAAUCCUCAUGUAUAUAAAAUUAGCAUUUAAAAUUACAUAAAAUGAGCAGUAUUCUCUGCUCUGAAAUGCUGCUCAAGGUGUUGGCUGACAGCUUUCACACCAGCCCAAAUGAACCGACUAACUGCACAAAUGGACCUGAAUUUGUCUUAAUCGUACCAUAGAGGUCAGAUGUGAAACUACAUAUGUGCACUUGUAGAUAUGAAGUAUUUGCUAGCUUGCAAACUGUAGGUGUAGUAACUUGCAACCAUGUGGGAGACUCACUGAUGCUAAUGCAAAGCAGUUUUCAUAAUGUUUUAGUAUUAGGAGCAGAGAUCAUGCACAGUGUGCCUCCAAAACAUUCACACGAAAUGAUGAAAAACUCUUACCAGUUCAGAAAUACAUAGUUAAGUCUUUUUACGUGUUGUCAGCAAUUAUUAUCUAACAUGUAUAAUAAACAAAUUUCUGAAUUUCCUUUACAAGGACUUGGAGAGACAAGCUUUGCUGUUCCUGUAGUAUGUGACAGCUGUAGCCUUGGUGUUUGUCUGUCCAAAAUGCUGUAGCAAUUCUUCUAACAAUAUAUAAAUAUUUCCAUAAAGGUAGAUGCUCAAACACACAGGAAUUAUUGUUGUGUACUGUAGUUUGUUUGAUAGAAAAGCUCAACAAAAAUUUAAUCUCAAAAGAGUAGAUUACACAAACAAACACAGAACAAAAACAGAAACAUAUUAAAAAGGAUAUAUCUGACUAAGAUAACUUUAGUAUAAAGGAGAUAAUAUUUCAUAUUUAUACUUUUUUGUUAUCACUGCUUGGUGUCUUUUCCUCUGUGCAGUUUAUUUCAUUUUGAACAGAAAUUAAUUAUUUUCCCCUAUGUGUUGUACUGCUGUUUCCUCAACUUAUAAAAGGCAAAGCAAGCACAAGUAAUAAGUGAUGCUAUAAUUGUCGUGUAUUAAACUGGCUGUCUAUGCCCUCCUCGCUUGGCAUUUUGGGCCUCAAGUCUGUGCUAGAAAAGCAGUUAAUGAUGGCACGAUUGAAGGAAAUAGUGUAUUUGUUGAUGCUGUAAGUGCUUGUAUGCAUUAAUGUUUACACUUUUCCCCAGAAAAACACUGUGUGUAUUUGCCAGCAUACAUUACACCUUGUUGUAAACAUUAUUUAACUGUUGACUCAUGUGCAUGUUAACACUGAUAUACCAGAUAUAUAUCUCUAUAUAUCUCUAGCUGUGCAUAUGUCAGCAUGCAAGAAUGCAUUCAAAUACACAAGAAUGGUCUAAUUGGUGUUUGUCAAUACAUGUACUCUAAGUUGAUUUUUCUGUGUGUGU
Molecule: messenger RNA, 4278 nt
Organism: Amphiprion ocellaris (clown anemonefish)
Lineage: Eukaryota; Metazoa; Chordata; Actinopteri; Pomacentridae
Gene: tapt1a
Product: transmembrane anterior posterior transformation 1a
Exons: 5
Coding region: 27-953 (308 amino acids)
Biological process (GO): maintenance of protein localization in endoplasmic reticulum; positive regulation of cilium assembly
Cellular component (GO): ciliary basal body; endoplasmic reticulum membrane
Source: RefSeq, a predicted model, not a curated record